AUGAAUGAGGAGGCUCUUCUAGCACGGGCUUCCGAGGAGCGGGAGCGUAUCUUCCAAAGAUACGAAAGGGGCAGAGAGAAUCUCGUCGGUCAAAUAGACCCGUGGGAGGACCCAGAGUUUGAAGACUACCACAAAACUGAUAGGUAUGGGUUUAUCCACGAUGAGCGGCUGCCGCAGAAAACGGCGCCGCAAAAGAUCAACGUUGAAGUUGAGAGAGAAAAAAAAUGGGUCAAGAUGCUCGGCUCAUGGGACUCUCCCACAACAAAAGAAAAGCUACAUAGAAGAAUUUAUAAAGGCAUUCCAAAUUCAUUAAGGAUUAAGAUAUGGUGCAAACUGUUAGAUGUUAACCGAAUAAAGUCUGAGAAUCUCGGGAAAUACCAAGAGAUGUUGAAAUUGGCGAAGACAUGGUCGACAGAUGUCAGACAGAUAGAUUCAGAUGUAAAUAGGCAGUUUCGUGAACACCAAUUUUACCGCGAGAGAUAUUCAGAGAAGCAAUGUUCACUGUUCAAUGUUUUGUGUGCUUACAGCAUGUACAAUUCUGAAGUAGGUUAUUGCCAAGGCAUGUCGGGCUUAGCCGGGGUUCUGCUCAUGUAUAUGGACGAAGAGGAUGCGUUUUGGGCUUUAGCGAUAUUACUCUCUGAUAAGAAAUAUGCCAUGCACGGGCUGUAUAUUGAAGGAUUCCCAAAAUUAACAAGGUUCCUUGAGCAUCACGAUAAAAUACUCACAAAGUUCAUGCCUAAGCUCAAGUUUCAUUUUGACAAGUAUGGCCUAGAUGCCAUAUUGUACUCUCUCAAAUGGUAUUUUGUAUGUUUUGUUGAACGUGUUCCAUUCAGUCUUUGUUUGCGAGUAUGGGAUAUAUAUUUACUAGAUGGAGAGCGUGUAAUAACAGCAAUGGCAUAUACUAUUCUUAAACUCCAUAAAAAAGCCAUAAUGAAGUUGAAUGAUAUGGAUCUUAUUGUUAAUUAUAUCCAGGUUAAAUUGCAUAAGGAUUUUGGUUACGAGGACGACGUCGUUAUAUACAACCUAGAGAGAUCGAUGGAUGAGUUGAAACGGGCAAAGCUCGAUUAUCCUGGGCCUCCACCCCCAGUGGAGUUGCCUAAGAGACAGUUAGGAAUGUUCGUGGAACCAGAUAAGAAGUCCAAGAUUGGCCAGAGGGCUGAGAACUUCUCAGAUGCUGAAAAACAAGCUAGAGCUACAGUGAUUUUAAGGCGCGAAAAGGCGGCCAUAGAUCUGCAGGAGCUUCGCGUAUCGCAGAGCGACACGGUGUCAGAACAUAGUGGGGUAGCGGGCGCGCGUUGCGAGGACUCCGCGUCGGCGCUCGGCUCGCGGCGCUCGCUCGCCGACACGAGCGUCACGAGCACGGCCGACCUGAGCGUGUUCUCGAGCGGGCGGUCGCACGCGCCGGACAACUCGCUCGAUACGCACAGCAACAUCAGCGACGACGGCACUGGGUCAGAUGGGUCCGGUAUCUGCGGUCUGAGCAUUCAGAGAGUAUCCACGGCUCAGUCGACGCCGCGGGCCACUCCGUACCCCCCCUCCGUCUCGCCUAUGUCGGAGGACGUCGUUCGCAUCCACGUGACGUACAACCCCCUGGCGGCCAGCCCUUCGCAUCUCCAGCCGGUCAGCCCCUCCAAGUACAAGGGCUACACUGAGAUACACCACAAGCCAGCGUCGCUCGGCUUCUACACCUCGAACGGCACCAACAUGCCCUCCGAUAACAGGAUACGCAUUCAGGUCCCAUCCGAGGAGCUGUUGACGCCAGUCGUUGAUUCUGGACGCAUCAUCUCUCCGCGGUACAUCGAAUCUCAUUCGGGAAUAUAUGAUAUUAAAUAGAUUUUAGCGCGCUUUUUAGGUGUUAUGAGUACAAAAAUUGGGAAUAUUGCAGCGGUGGUGUUGAGUUUAUAAUUGCGUUGCAUAGUUUUGAUCCUACUAUUAAAGACUUUAGGAUGCGUGUUUAAAUAUUCUAUAUAAUUUUUGUUUAGGCGUUGCAAUGAGGUUUUUCAAUCUUUUUGAAUAAAUUGUACAAAAAAAUCUUUGAUUAUAACCACAAAAAGUGUAUUUUCCGGUUUAUAUAUAGGACGUUGGUUUGUCAACUUUUGGUGUUGUUACACCGUUUUGGUAAAUCUCGAUUAAUUGCUUAUAAUUUUUAAACCUUAAUUCAUUCCGUAAAUCGACACCUGUUAUUGAAAGUAAGAUGUCAGUAUUUUUGUAUUAACUUUUAAAGUAUUAGCUCAUGUUAUUUCUAUGUGAAUGUGUGAUUUGAUUUUUACAAGUAACAUCUAUAUUUUAGUACAAAAUUUCUAAUAGUACACGCUCGGAGCAAUGUGUUUAGUUUCCGCACUGAAUGUUUAACCAAAGCACGUUUAGGGAUUGUAUAUUUGAUAUGCCUUUAAAACCGCGGGAUUGUUAAUAGAAUUUGACAAAUUGAAUCGAAUAUUAUUCAAAAUUUGUCAUAUAAAUGUUGUUCAAAUGUAAUGGCUCGUUGACUGAGCCUUGCUCUAAUACAGGACCUUACGAACCUACAGUGAGAAACGCAAUAAUAUCAGUCUAACUGUUAAACUAGGUGUAAAAUAUGUUACCGUUCAUUGCCGUGUUUGAAUGUGUAGAUGGAGUGUUUUCCAUCCUUAAAUGCCCCUAUGCGGAUACCUGUACGCUUCUAGUUUGUGCACGUAAGAGGAUAAGUGCAGAAAUGUAUUAGUUUGAGCAAUCGAGCGAGAUCUCGGAUCGGCUUACAGACUAGGCUCGCUGUAAAGUGUUCGAAAUGUCGGGAGAAAUAAUAAAGUGGAUAAAUCACGCUUAAAAUCCGGUAAAACGCCUUUAAUUUAUAAAUGUAUAAUACUCGCGUGAAAUGAAAUACGAUAAAGUUGCAUACAUGUAUGCUUUAAUUUUUACAUCAGUGGAAAUUUUAGCACGUAAUUCAUCUUAUAUCUUUUGUAAAUGAUGGCGAUGCGUUAUAAAAUUAAAUGAAAGAAGAAGGAAGGAUAUAUCGUUAGAAAACCGAAAGGCAACCCCGUAGUUAGUUAUUAUGCAUAUUGUUGGUAAAGGUUUAAGGUUGGAAAACACAGACAUAAAGUACUCGUGAAGUUUGGUGAGAUUUAGUCAUUGCGUGCACGAUGUUCUGUGGAACAUGAUUUUGUAUUUCUUAUUAUUCACACGCUACAACGCGAUUAAAUGAGUGCGUGGUUGUUUGGCAACAUAUAUUUUAUUUGUUUUUUUUUUUUGUUGUAAGUGAGUUGGCUGGUUACUAUGCACCAGCUUGUUAAUGGAGUUUGCAAAACUAUAUGUGGUUAGGGUCUGGUGGGGGUCUGUGUAACGUGGAGUUUAAUGAGAGGAACGUAAGACCUACAUUUUCUUAAAAUGUAAUGGUGUGAAGUGAGUUAUUUGUCUAUAACCAACUAAUUUCACGCAUAAAUUGCAUCACAUGAUCCCAGCGUUUUGAAGUUGAAGUUAUUACCAACAGUGAACAAAUGUAUUUAAAAGGCAAUUUCCUAAAUAUAUUUGUGACAUUUUCGAAUAGAUAUUAUUUUAAAUUUAAUCGAGUUGUACGUGUGUUCCGUAUAUUAAGAACUUUGUAGUCCAUCUAAUGUUUUAUACCACAAGGAUCUCCUUAUUUGGAUCCCUUUUCAGUAGUAUUAUAUGACACUUUCAAUUACAACAAUUCAUGUAUUACAAGUGAAUGUUUAUUUCAAUAUCUCUGAACUUUCUAUUUAUUUCAUUCAAAUACUUCAAACAUCAAUACAACAAAAAAAUCUAAACUUAUCUCUAUCCAUCAAUGUUCAUUUUGCCUCAUGAAUGUGGAAAUGACUAGACACCAUGACUCUUCAAUUAAUUACUAUGUUACAACUUACGUAUAAUUCUAUAUUUUCUUGGUAUUUUACUUCAUUUCGUCUUCUACGACAUUUUCUAUGACAUCAUUCAUAACAUUAUACUGAAGCUUUCGCCUCUGUGGUGUUCUUAAAUUAUUAUUGUAAAAGUCUGGACAAUUUAUCGGAUUAUAUAGGUUUGUUCAUUCACAAUUAACAUUGCCUGUGUAGUUUUAUUACUUGAAUAUACGGGAUCCAAAUAUGGAGUUCCAAGUGGGACACAUUGUUUUAAAUAUUUUAUAAGCUUAGAUAUUGUAGCGUGUAUCGUAUACUCGAUUUAAUGGCUUAGGUCAUAGGUGUAGGUUAUAAUUUAUUCGGCCUAAGGUCGGCGAAAUGCUCACAAUAAUUUAUUUUAUUAACCUUUUUACGAGAAUCCGUCACAAGAGUCCACCAACUCGAUUAUUAUUUUCUUUUGUUUGUAAUACUUUAUGUACCUAUUGAAUAUUAAGUAAUUCUACUCAUAAUUGGAUAUUUUUUUGCUAUGGUUUCGUUUGGAAAUGUGAUCUGAGGAAUUUCUAUUUCAUUUUGAUAGAUUUAAAAUGAUUCGAAUAUCGGUAUCUUAUUUUAAAUAUAGUUUAAAACCUACCAUAUUCCGUUAAUAGUUUCCAAAUAGAAUAGAAAUAGAUGAUAUAUGCUAUUGAUAUAAUCGUUCCAAUUUCAACUUGCAGUGUAGGUUUAUAUAAUUUCGGGAAAAA
Molecule: messenger RNA, 4558 nt
Organism: Zerene cesonia (dogface butterfly)
Lineage: Eukaryota; Metazoa; Arthropoda; Insecta; Lepidoptera; Pieridae
Gene: RN-tre
Product: USP6 N-terminal-like protein
Exons: 6
Coding region: 1-1833 (610 amino acids)
Source: RefSeq, a predicted model, not a curated record